Molecule: messenger RNA, 2713 nt
Organism: Schizophyllum commune H4-8
Lineage: Eukaryota; Fungi; Basidiomycota; Agaricomycetes; Agaricales; Schizophyllaceae
Exons: 11
Coding region: 106-2526 (806 amino acids)
Biological process (GO): peroxisome fission; mitochondrial fission
Cellular component (GO): mitochondrion; membrane; cytoplasm
Molecular function (GO): GTPase activity; microtubule binding; GTP binding
Source: RefSeq, a predicted model, not a curated record
CGUGACGACGCGCCCUGCCGGCGACGCGUUCAUUAUAUUCAUUUCUCUCCUUGUUCCUAACUUUCAUUCUCGACGACCAGCCCGAGCGGCUGAACAUCGCCCAAGAUGGACUCGGACCUCAUAAAGCUCGUUAACAAGCUCCAGGACACCUUCCACAACCUGGGAGGGGAACUGGAUAUGCCCCAGCUGGUGGUGGUUGGAAGCCAGAGUGCGGGGAAGUCCAGUGUCCUGGAGACCAUCGUCGGAAAGGACUUCCUGCCGCGCGGGUCCGGCAUUGUCACGCGAAGACCGCUGGUCCUCCAGCUCAUUCACACCCCGGUUCCCGAGGACAACCCGCCACCGUUCACCGAGUGGGGCCAGUUCCUGCACGUCGACAAGCGCUUCACGGACUUUGAGGACAUCCGCAAGGAGAUUGAGCAGGAGACGUUCCGCGUCGCGGGGCAGAACAAGGGCAUCAGCAAGCUGCCCAUCUCGCUGAGGAUCUACAGCCCGAAUGUGCUCGAUCUGACGCUGGUGGACUUGCCGGGUUUGACGAAGAUCCCAGUAGGCGACCAGCCGAGCGACAUUGAGAAGCAGAUUCGAAACUUGGUGGUCGAGUACAUCAGUAACCCGAACAGCGUCAUCCUCGCCGUCUCGCCCGCUAAUGUCGACCUCGCGAACUCCGAGUCCCUCAAACUCGCGCGUACGGUCGACCCGCAAGGCCGCCGCACGAUCGGUAUCCUCACCAAACUCGACCUGAUGGACGCGGGGACGAACGCCUUGGAUAUCCUCACCGGUCGCGUGUACCCGCUCAAGCUCGGCUUCAUCGGCGUGGUGAACCGCAGCCAGCAGGAUAUCAACUCGCAGAAGGACAUGAAGGAGGCACUCAACUCCGAGGACGAGUUUUUCCGCACACAUCCUGCGUACCGGAAUAUCGCGCACAAGAACGGGACGAGAUAUUUGGCGAAGACGCUCAACUCGGUCCUCCUCAACCACAUCAGGGAGAAGUUGCCGGACAUGAAGGCGCGCUUGAACACGCUUAUGGGACAGGCACAGCAGGAGUUGAACUCCUUCGGGGAUGCUGCCAUCUUUGGCGACAAAAACUCACAAGGCGCCCUCAUCCUGCGCCUCAUGACCCAAUUCGCCCGCGACUUCGUCGCCUCAAUAGAGGGCACCAAUGUUGACAUCUCCACCAAGGAGCUAUCCGGUGGCGCGCGUAUCUACUACAUCUUCAAUGAUGUCUUCGGGCAUGCGCUCUCGAGCAUCGAGCCGAACUCGAACCUGGACAAUCAGGAUAUCCGUACGGCCAUCCGUAACUCGACCGGCCCACGACCCAGUCUCUUCGUGCCUGAGGUAGCCUUCGACCUGUUGGUGAAGCCGCAGAUCAAGCUACUGGAGGCGCCGAGCUUGCGCUGUGUGGAGCUGGUGUACGAGGAACUGGUGAAGAUCUGCCAUAAUUGCACGAGUGUCGAGCUCGAGCGGUUCCCGAGGUUGCAUUCGGCGCUAGUGGAGGUCGUGUCUGACCUGCUGCGUGAACGCCUAGGCCCGACGUCGGAGUAUGCGAGCAGUUUGAUUGCGAUACAAGCAGCGUACAUCAAUACGAACCAUCCGGCGUUUGUGAGUGGGUCUGCGCAGGCGGCACAACAGCAGCAACAACAACCCUCGCCCCAGCGCGCGCGGGUGAUGCCGCGGCCCCAGUCCACCGAGCCAAUAAAUGGCUUCGGCGGCUCAGAAAACGGCGACGACUCCUCAGAAGAGGGCGCUGACUCCUCGUCCACCGGCACACCACGCUCAGUAUCCGCAGCCACCAUGCACGACCGCCACCGCGCCUCCCUCGACAGCGGCUUCCCCACCCCGCGCCCACCGCAGCGGCCGCACUCCGCCGUGCCCAGCGUCGGCGGCGGGCAGCAGCACCACCAGCACCAGCACGGCUCGCACUCGAAGCGCGUGAGCUCGACGUCGAGCAGCCCACCGUCGGCGCGCGAGACGUUCCUCACGUACUUCUUUGGGCAGAGCGGGCCGGGGCCGGUCGCGGGGGCGAGCGUGGAGCGCGGGCAGGAGCAGGGGCCGAUGUCGAAGGCGGUUGUGCCGUCGGGGAGGGAUAUCACGGGGCCGGACAAUGCGAUUAAUUCGGGCUUGUUGGCGAAUAGGCAGGCGUUUGAUAUGAAGAGUUUGGGGAAGCAUAUCGAGGCGAUCCCGAACGACAACCAGCACCUCUCGAUGCGCGAGGAGAUGGAGACGAACCUGAUUCGCUCCCUUAUCUCCUCCUACUUUGGCAUCGUCCGCCAGAGUAUCCAGGACCUGGUCCCAAAGGCCAUCAUGCACUUCCUCGUCAACAACACGAGCCAGCAGGUGCAGAAUCGGCUCGUCGCGUCGCUUUACAAGCCCGAGCUGUUCGGGGACCUGCUCAACGAGGACGAAAGCCUGGUCGCGGAGCGCGCGCGGGUGAAGGCGUUAUUGGAUGCGUAUAAGGAGGCGUUCAAGACGCUGUCGGAUAUCAGCGUGGGCGGGCAUUCGUUUACGACGCCGAAGGCGGAGGGAGCAUGAAUGGGUUUAGGGUAGAAGGGAUGGGUUAGGAGUUGUUACGACACGACACGAUUGUUUUUCGACGCGACAUGAUUUGUUGUUGGGACCCAUAAACGAUUUCAUGCUCUAGUAUCAUACAUGUAACCCACGCUUGCAGUAGUAUCUCCUUCGUGGAGGCAGCCUAUAGAAUAUAAAUCCUGUCUCAGCA